This is a messenger RNA of Penaeus vannamei (Pacific white shrimp), 5223 nucleotides long. The record is from RefSeq and is a predicted model, not a curated record. NCBI's taxonomy places the organism in Eukaryota, Metazoa, Arthropoda, Malacostraca, Decapoda, Penaeidae.
GCCGCAGAGUGAGAACGUGUAUAACGUCGGGCUACAUGGAGACUACAUUGUGAAUAUUUUCCAGUGCUCGUUUCUUUGAAAGCUUCUUAUAGCUUGGUAUUAGUGCAAGAGGUUUGUGAUAGUGGUGAUGUUAUUGUGAUAUCAAAAGGCGAGAAAACUUCUUUGUAUGACAUUUUUAAGAAAAAUUUUGUUCAUGAAUAUCAGUGUCCCAUGCAGACAGUCAGGCCUAUAUUUUUUUCGGGGCAACAUGGGUGCUCCAGAGGACGAUAACAGUUGUAAAUUGACCAAAUUUAAAAAGAUGUCGUCGACGCCUGAGCUGGAUAGAUACGAUGAUGAGGAUGAUAGUGCUGAUGGUGAAGUGACGGGCGGGACUCCUGAGGAUGCUAUAGUGACCGAUGUGCAAAGUCCGACCACGGCUUCGCCCGCUAUGGAUGACGUGAGUGCUGGACCGUGUGCCUUACCUGGACUAAGCGAUGCGACCGUUUCUCCUGCUGGCGAUCCGGUGUCGGCGGAAGCGUCAGCGAUGGAGGUGGCCAAGGGCGUGACGGGCGAGAGGAGAUCCUAUUCUGACGUGCUAAAGAACAUUGUGCCGAACGCCGCGCCCGAUCUUGUUUCUCCUGUCGCAGUGAAGGACACUGAUAACAGAGUGGCUGGCGAGGGAGAGGACUCGAGUGAGAGAGAUGCCUCCUCUGGCCCGGGUGCCGUGCCCAGUGCUGUGGCUGAAGUGACCGAAAGUAUGACAGACAGUCCUUGUGACGAGCGGGUGAGUGACAGUGCCAACCUAGAGUGCCACGAUUGCAAAGACAGUCCAGUAGAGUCGGAGGUCUGCCAGAACACGCCAAACCCUGACGAAGGCGACGACCCGGGCCGCGCCGCCCUCGAGUCUAGUUGUGUAAAUACCUCCGAGAAAGACCUUGUCGCGCUGACGGAGACCAUGAACGAGUGUCAGAGCUCGGACGACAUGGACUCCCUCGGCCUCAGUGACAUCGAGGACAACAGGAGCUCUUCCACCCAGUCCUCCACCCCCACGCCCUCAUCUAACAGCGCGUCCGCCUCAAAUACGCCCAAGUCUAACACUCCGACGCCCACAUCCGCGCCCUUGGAUCUAUCGGACAUCCUGCGUGUUAGCGAGGAUAUACUCUCUCAGACCCCCGGCAUGACUCUCGACCUUCUCCAGCGGCACCUGGAGAAGGGCGGGUCCCUGCUGCAGGAGGCGGCGGCGCCCUCGGCCGAGACGGAGCCCAGCGUCAGGGAGUUGGCAAGGGCGCUCCACCUCCACCUGACGCAGUUCACCGAGCGCCUCCACCACACCCGCGACCGCCUCGAGGACACCGCGAGAUGCUACCACCUCCUGGAUAAGUCUUAUGAAUGGGCCCUGGAAGCCAUGAAGGUUGUGGGGCGAGUGAAGGGCGAAGGCCUGGCGUCCCCCGAGCAAGUGGGGUCCGCCGCCCGCGCCCUGUCAGCCUACCUGGAGGAACACCCGCCCAUUGCUGAUGACACCUUCACGGCCAUGAACACGCUAGCAACAAGACUCAACAAUCAUACCCUUCUGCAGCAAUGCAAGAUGGCACAGAUGCGAUGUCAAGAAACUUCGGAACUUCUACGUAAUCGACAAGCUAUUCUACAGAAAGCAAAACGGCAAAUGGAAUUCGACUGUCAGAGCUUUGUUGACCUCGGUGAAAUAUUAGGAGGAGGUGAAGACAUGUCUCCCUUGGCUUGGCUGGCUUCCUCGCCCCUCAAUGCAUCAGGUCGCAGAAGAUCAGUCUCGUCCGUUGGUUCGCGGCCAAGAGAAUCAUUAUCACGAUGUCCGUCGCUGGAUACAGAUGAUGACUCGGUGUUCUUGGACCCCCCGCCGCCCCCACCUCCUGCCAAAACGCCCCUAGAAGCCCGCACUAGCUUGGGUGGCAUCAAAGAAGUCAGGGAAAGUGCCGAAGACCUUCAGCAAAGCUCCACUCUCCCUACGUCCACAUCACAAAAAUUAACUACUUCUACAUCUGGAGUAACAACUUCUUCAUCGGGUUCUAGUGGUACAAGUGGCAGCAGUUCCUGUUCGUCCAGUGAGAGUUCUGGACCCGUCAGCAUAAAUAAAAAGUUCAUGAAAAGAGCCAACACGUGGCAGUUUGGUCUUGUUCCUAAAGAGCAUGCAGAUGAAAACACAAGCCUUGAUGAUGGAGGGCUUCUAUCCCCAUCAAGUCACAAGACUUUACCUCCGUCUUCAUCUGUCAAUUCCCACUUGCUAAUUCGUGGUUCACAGUUAAACCUUUCAAUCAACACUGAAGAUCUGACACAAGCAGAAGUGAAGAAAAACAAAACUCUAUUGCUGAUUAUGAGGGAACUUAUCCAGACCGAGAGAGAUUAUGUAAAUGCACUUGAGUACAUAAUAGAGAAUUAUAUCCCUGAACUGAUGAGAGAAGACAUACCCCAAGCUCUUAGGGGGCAACGCAAUGUCAUAUUUGGGAAUAUAGAGAAGAUCUAUGAAUUCCAUUCCGGGUAUUUCCUCCGUGCUCUAGAGGCUUGUGAGAUGCGGCCUUUUUCAGUUGGCUCCAUAUUCUUGAGAUAUGAGAGUCAGUUUUAUCUCUAUGCCCUUUACAACAAAAACAAACCCAAGUCGGAUGCCCUGAUGUCAGAAUAUGGUUCAUCCUUUUUCCGAGCAAUGCAACUUGAAUUGAAAGACCGAAUGGAUCUUGCGUCUUAUCUUCUAAAGCCUGUUCAGAGAAUGGGCAAAUAUGCUCUAAUCCUUAAGCAGCUGCUGAAAGAGUGUGCUCGAGGUGAUGAACAUUAUGAAGACCUCCAGUCUGCACAGGAAAUGGUUCAAUUCCAGCUACGUCAUGGCAAUGACCUCCUUGCAAUGGAUUCCCUAAGAGACUGUGAUGUGAACCUUAAGGAACAGGGUAGACUUUUAAGACAGGGUGAAUUCAUGGUAUGGGAAGGAAGCAGAGCAAAGAAAUCAAUCAGGCAUGUCUUCUUAUUUGAAGAUUUGAUACUCUUCAGCAAAGCUAGAAGAGACCCAGAAAAGAAGACAUUGGACAUUUUCCAAUACAAGUACAGUAUGAAAAUGACAGACAUUGGCCUAACAGAACAAGUUGGAGACAGCACAACAAAGUUUGAGAUUUGGUUCCGGAAAAGGAAACCAUCUGAUACUUAUCUUCUGCAAGCACACAAUGCUGAGAUGAAGGAAGCUUGGACUGAAGAAAUUUCAAAGCUGCUAUGGCGGCAAGCUCUGCGGAAUAGAACCAUGAGGCUCCAUGAAAUGUCAUCCAUGGGAAUAGGAAACAAGCCUUGUUUGGAUAUCCGUCCCAGUGAAGACCAAAUCAGUGACAGGUCCAUCAGUAUCAACCAGCUGAAUAAAGCACCUCGUCUUCGCUCUGGGUCCAUAUCAACAAUUGGUGAAUUGAAUGGAGUUGGAAAGAGACCUCAUUCAAUCAUUUCUGUAAGCUCUUCCUCUGCCUCAUCAUCUGCUUCUUCUGCUUCUUCUACUCACUCAUCUACAGUCUGUCCCACACAUGUUGGUACCCUUAACUUGGGGUUUGAACCUGGAGAUUCACCAAGAGCCUUGCAUCGCUCUGUGACAAGGACAAGUCAGUGCUCUGCAGAGAGUGGGAUCCUUGCUGAUAUGUACUCAGGAGGAGAUGAAGACACGCAGUCACAUCGACGUGUGGAAAGGUCAAAUUCAACAGUGACUACCAUAUCUGUUGAUUCUGCCCUCUCUCCAGUCCCUUCUACAUCACCUGUCUCUCCAGCUGCACCCACAUCUCCUUCUCUUACAACUGUCCUUCCCUUCACUGGAACUUCUGAUGUGAUUUAUGAAGUACCCCCAACACCAUCAACUUCAACAAAAGACUCUACAGCUAAGACGCUUCUCACAACAGAGGUUUAGUGAGAAGCCUCCCUGGUCUGUGCAGAUCAUGCUGAAGGAGCCAUUAGGAUUAUUCUGUAUUUAUUGAUAGCUCAUAUGUACAAAGACUAUAGCUGUUAUUAUAUUAAUGAUAUCAUUAUGUAAAUAGCUUGGCAAUAAAACUAUGAUAAAUAUAUUUAGUCACCAUUUUUGUCUUAGCAAAACCCACCAGUGCUUUGAUUAUGCUAAGUCUGCUUUUGUAUGUAGAGUAGUGAUGCCAAAUAACCUUAUUCCUACGUAAUCAUAUCUGGAUCACUUGAUUUAGACUGUUAUGUGUACACAAGUCAUUUAUUCCUGCUUCUGAUGCUCCUAGAAAGUGCCUGUGACUAACAAACUCAAGCACAUUGAACUAAUGUAAGUCUUCUUGAUUUGAAGUCUAGCAGCUCUGUCUUCCAUGUAGCACCAUGUAGUGUGAUGUAGUAAUGAGUUUUGGACAUUUCUUUUGGAAAAGCUUAUUAGUUAUUUGAGACAUCACAAUUCAUCACGUGAAUUGCUGUUGUCGGACAGUAGUGUUUAAUGGUGCUACUCUGCCGACUUACAUGAUUUAUUUUCUUAAACCUUUAUUUUGUUUUCUUUUUAUUACUGUAUAUAGUAGACAAAAGAGCAUUAUCCUAAACCAGGAUGUAUCUAACUGUCUAAAUACAAGUGAUGUUUAAGGCAUUUUCUUUUGAAUACUAUCAAGAAAUUUAUGCUUAUUCUGUUAGUGUCCUGUAUUUAUCAGGAUAAUCUUCUCUACAAUUUUGCUCUUACUUUCCAUUGUAAAUAUCAAUUUGGAAACAAUAUAGAGUGAUGUUGACAUUGUGAGAAGCAAAUUCUGUAUAGUAUAAGUUCAUGAAAUUUGAGCUUACAACAUGUAACUAAUCCAGCUUGGUAUAAUAUAUGAACAUAUUUUUUGGGAUACAUUAUAAGGUGUCAUAAACUUGGUUGUCCUGUUUUUUGACUGCUAUUCAUCAGUUAUUCAGUGAUUUGCUGCAUGACAUACCAUGAAGUACCUUGCAUUUUGUACAUAAUAUUUUUUUAGAUAAUAUUUUAUGUUGUUUUGUAAUGUAGACAUACAAGUCCACUUAAUAAGUCAUUACUUGCAUGUUGCAUUAAAUCUAUAUUAAUAUUUUUCAUUGCAACUGCUGAUGCAAUACAAAUAAUCUGUCAGUGCCACAGUGUCAGUUGACUUACUCUUCACAUUACUCUUUACUUGUACUAUAGUUCUGACUGACUUGUUUAUAUUUUUUCUACAUUAUUUUGUACAUAAAUUUUUGUUUUCUUUAUUGAGUUUGGCUUAUUUUCUAAUGAUUUACCUCUGUCAUCACUGAAUAAAAUCUUUUAAAUAA